AUGUCUGGUCUCUCCAAGCUCUCGGUUCCUGCCGAUAGGACCGAGUACAGCUCGAAAAGCGACCUGGUUUUUGCCCUCCAUGACUGGGCCAUCAAGGAGAAGUUCUCCUUCCGUGUGGCGAAGUCAUCGGGGGCCAGCUGGCGCUGUGCCCAGAAAGAGUGUCCGUGGAAGGUUCAAGGUUGGCGGAUUGAGGGAGAUGGAGAUGAGGAGUUGGAUGACCAGGACAUAAACGCAGAGGGGGACACAGACUCGGAGGCAGAGGUAGCGGGGGGAGAGGAACAAGCAGGGAGGCGGAAACGGAGGAGCUGGACGAUGACACUAGUGAUUGUUAAUGGCAACCAUCAGUGUAUUGGCGCCGCUGUCCUAACACACCGCUCGUCCUCUUGCCAGGACUGGCUCGAUGUAACGCUGACUUCUAAACGAUAG
This is a messenger RNA of Pseudogymnoascus destructans, 426 nucleotides long. RefSeq lists its product as uncharacterized. The transcript has a single exon. NCBI's taxonomy places the organism in Eukaryota, Fungi, Ascomycota, Leotiomycetes, Thelebolales, Thelebolaceae. The record is from RefSeq and is a predicted model, not a curated record. Bases 1 to 426 code for a protein of 141 amino acids.